AUGCGUCGGAUCCCCGGCGGUGGUCGCCUUCCGUUGUCACGGCCUGAGGCGCCGGUCGGUACUGUCAUUCCUCGACGAGUCGCCGCUGCUGCGGGCCGAAGCCACCACCAGAAGUACGCAGGCGAGCGGCGCCGGGCUAGCUUAUGCGUCGGUUGUGGGUCCCAGAUCUACGACCAGUACAUCUUGCGGGUCGCGCCGGAUUUGGAGUGGCACGCCGCGUGCCUCAAGUGUGCCGAUUGCCACCAGUUCCUGGACGAAACGUGUACCUGCUUCGUUCGUGACGGCAAAACCUACUGCAAGAGGGACUACGUCAGGCUGUUCGGGACCAAGUGUUCCAAGUGCGGCACGAACUUCAAGAAACUGGAGUACGUGUUCCGAGCCAGAGACCGCGUUUAUCACAUGGACUGCUUCCGCUGCGUCGCGUGCGACAAGCAGCUCAUGCCCGGCGACGAGUUCGCACUUCGGCCAGACGGCCUGUUCUGCAAAGCUGACCACGAGGUUGUGAAGCAAGAAGACCAAACCACUCCUUCCACGCCCACGAUGCUCGGCGGCGACAGCAACAACAACACCGCUGCCAACCUCAACAACUCCAACAGCAACCACAGUCCGGCCAGCAACAACUCAAACACGAGUUCAAAUGAGCAAACGUCCGUCCGGUCGAAGGAGAGUUCAGGGAACGAGCGCGGGAAGCUGAAGUCCUCGGAAGGGAAGACCACGCGGGUCCGGACGGUACUCAACGAGAAGCAAUUACACACGCUGAGGACGUGCUACAACGCGAAUCCCCGUCCGGACGCGCUGAUGAAGGAGCAACUGGUGGAAAUGACCGGGCUGAGCCCACGCGUGAUACGAGUAUGGUUCCAGAACAAGCGAUGCAAGGACAAAAAGAAGUCCAUUCUCAUCAAGCACAUGCAGCAACAAGAAAAGGAUGGGAGAACCCGGCUGGGUCUCGGCGGCAUGCAAGGAGUGCCCAUGGUUGCGUCGAGUCCCGUGCGACACGAGAGUCCACUGAGUGGGAUCCAGCCUGUGGAGGUAACUUCUUACCAGCCACCGUGGAAAGCCCUGGCCGACUUCGCCAUGCAAGGGGACCUGGACCGCAUCGACCCCCAAAACCCGCCGUUCCAGCAACUCGUCAACCAGAUGAUGAACAAUUUCUUGAAGAAUGGAAUGAUUGGAAAGAAGUGCAAUAGAAUUGCUUCGGAAAAUUCUUCAGGCUAUGUUUUCCUACGACAUGCUUUCGUUGGCCUGAUAUUCUCUUGA
This is a messenger RNA of Notodromas monacha, 1257 nucleotides long. Lineage: Eukaryota; Metazoa; Arthropoda; Ostracoda; Podocopida; Cyprididae. The record is from the annotation of a GenBank genome assembly.